CUGAGACGCCAUUUUCUUAGUUGACAGUUACGCGACGUAUACGGUGCGCUAGUUUGUCUAAAGUUCUAUUUGGAUCUGUUUUAUUCAGCCUCAGAAUGGAUGACGCCGCGCCGAGUGCAUCGUCUACGCAAUCCACGAUGUCGAAACAUGCGGAAAGAAUGAAACGGCUCAGAGAACUCCACGCUAAAAGAAAUGAAGCCAGAAUGCAGAAUCACAAGGAAGUCGUAGAAGAGGACAAAAGAAAUAAAUUGCCUACUAACUGGGAGUCGCGUAAAAGACAAGCCGAAUGGAUAAUACAGGACGAAUCUGCCAGGAAAGAGGCAGAAGCCAAGGGUGAGGAUUACGAACGAAAAAAGUUGUUGAGUAUUGACGCCACAGAAGCUGAAAGAAUAGCUAAGAAAAAGAGAAGCAAGCAAAAUCCAGAUCCAGGUUUCUCCGAUUACGAACAGGCGGCGAUACGUUCGUACAACAGACUGGUGAAGAACAUUAAGCCAAACAUGGAGGCGUACGAGGAGGCAAAGGAGAAACUUGGACCUGCCUUUUACGGAGACCGGAACACGAUUUUACACGGUUUGCAUGAGGAUAAAAAAGACGCGAUAGACAAAAUGGUCACCAAUCUGGAGAAACAGAUUGCAAAGAGAGAAAAGUACAGCAGGCGCAGAAUGCACAACGACGACGCGGAUAUCGAUUACAUCAACGAGCGUAACGCCAGGUUCAAUCAGAAGCUGGAGAGAUUCUACGGCGAGUACACUCGCGAGACAAAGCUGAACUUGGAGAGAGGUACGGCUAUAUAAACGGGAAAACGUUGUGCUGCAAUUAUUACAAAUAAUUUAUAUUUGUAUUAUAUGAUAAUUUUUAUACAAAUAAGAUUCUGGAAAGAUUUUUGUAGUGUUUAAUCAAAUAUAUAUAUCUCUUUUUGUGGCUAUUACCGAUAA
Messenger RNA from Linepithema humile (Argentine ant), 935 nucleotides. Its product is annotated as pre-mRNA-splicing factor Syf2. Gene Ontology annotation, cellular component: catalytic step 2 spliceosome; Prp19 complex; post-mRNA release spliceosomal complex. The record is from RefSeq and is a predicted model, not a curated record. Lineage: Eukaryota; Metazoa; Arthropoda; Insecta; Hymenoptera; Formicidae.